GCGCUCUGGGCCACAGGUGACUCGACGAAUCGCCGUAAUUGGCAAUCGAUAGCAAUGGCGCGCGGUAGGGUCUCGCGCGCGGUGGCGCGACUGUUGCGGCCUUUUCACCGUCGAGACAGCAAAGCGGCGGCCGACGACACGUCCUCGAAGCGCCAGCGCGGCUCCAUUUCGUCAACAACCAACACUUCGUCAACAUGCUCUACGUCCUCGUCGUCUUCACGCAAUAGCAGUGGCUUCCGAGGUGCAACGAGCGCGCGCGUCUUCCCGCUCAAGAGCGACGGCGACAGCAUCCCACACACGGUUCUCAUGCCUCCCGCCUUCUUCCGGCAGUUGCGCGCACUCGUGGAGCAGACGAACGCACUGACCACAGGAGAGUAUCGCGCGAGCCAAAAGGACCCGGAGCCCUCGCUAAACACCUCUAGAACCUCGAUUCGCUGGAGAGGAGACUUCACCACCAAGACACUCGAUAAGCUUGUCAGUAUCCUUACAGAGGAUGACACAGAUGGCUUUGGUAGCGCCAUUGGCAGGCGCUCGGCAAAGCCAAUUCCUUUAGAAGCUGCUGCUAAGGCCAUGCUACAGCUGUGGAAAUGCUGCAUGCAGAUCCUGGACGUGCUAGCGGAUGGCGCAGCUCCUGAACCAUCGCUACGACAUACGAUGGCUCACUCGAGAGACGUUGCCAUCGCAGCUGCAAACGAGAAGAAGCACCUACUAGAGCAGGCAGCAUUGACGCUGCUGGCCUUGGUGAUCAGGAGACAAGAGUUCGAUGCUCUGUUGGUUGCCGUUGGUCACGGAGGCUGCAAGAGCCACAAACCAACAGAAGAAGCGAGACACGGGAAGUCUCGGCUGUCAAGACGACUCUCUCGCCAAUCGCGUCGAUCACGCAGCCGCGGACAAGACCGAUAUGUGCGACUCUGUGACUCUGUCCACCACUUCUUAGAGUUGCACCAGUCGACACUACAAUUCGCCUUUGAGACGGUGCAUGGUCCAAUCGAUUUCAGUGGCAGCAACACGGAGUUCAACGCGCUCGAUCAGCAUCAAGAACUCUUAUCUGCUCUCGUAGCCACGAGCUACAUGCGUGUGCCGCGACUACGCAGCCACAUUCUUGACAGCCUGAGUAACCUCGUUCCAUCGACUGCUUUUAGCAGCACGCGAUCGAUUGCCAAAACCUUCUAA
Messenger RNA from Phytophthora infestans T30-4, 1173 nucleotides. RefSeq lists its product as uncharacterized. The coding region runs from base 55 to 1173 and encodes 372 amino acids. Lineage: Eukaryota; Oomycota; Peronosporomycetes; Peronosporales; Peronosporaceae. The transcript has 3 exons. The record is from RefSeq and is a predicted model, not a curated record.